This is a messenger RNA of Onychomys torridus (southern grasshopper mouse), 1236 nucleotides long. RefSeq names its product allantoicase (gene Allc). The record is from RefSeq and is a predicted model, not a curated record. The coding region runs from base 1 to 1236 and encodes 411 amino acids. Gene Ontology annotation, biological process: allantoin catabolic process. The transcript has 11 exons. Gene Ontology annotation, molecular function: allantoicase activity. Lineage: Eukaryota; Metazoa; Chordata; Mammalia; Rodentia; Cricetidae.
AUGGCUGAUACUCCAAAGGAAGGAAAACUGACCAGAUUUCUGGACUUCACCCAGCUGAUUGACAUGGCCUCUGAGUGCGUGGGAGGAAAGGUUUUGUUUGCGACGGACGACUUUUUCGGCCCUGCAGAGAACCUCAUAAAGAGCAGUAGUCCGAGUUUUAAGGAACAUGAAUAUACACAGUUUGGGAAAUGGAUGGAUGGAUGGGAGACCAGGCGGAAGCGGAUUCCAGGUCAUGACUGGUGUGUCAUCCAGCUGGGGGUACAGGGCAUUAUCCGUGGCAUCGACGUGGACAUUUCUUACUUCUCAGGGAGCUAUGCUCCUCGUGUGUCAAUUCAAGCAGCAAACUUGAGUGAAGAAAGAGUGCCAGACAUCCCACCAAGAGGAGUCAAGACAGGAGCUGCAGCAACGCCUGAGGAGUUUGGGAUCAUUAGCGAGCUAAAUUCGGACUCCUGGGAGUACCUGGUUCCCAUGUCAGAGCUUAAGCCAGGGGACCCUGACUCCAGCCACAACUAUUUUUUGGUCAAUUCCCAGCAGAGAUGGACUCACAUAAGACUCAACAUCUUCCCAGAUGGUGGCAUCGCACGCCUCCGAGUGUACGGUACUGGACAGAGGGACUGGACUUCAUCGGGCGCCAAGGAUCCUGUAGACCUUGUGGCCAUUGCUUUUGGGGGCAUCUGUGUAGGAUUUAGUAAUGCGCACUUUGGUCAUCCAAAUAAUAUGAUAGGUGUUGGCAAGCCCAGGUCUAUGGCAGAUGGCUGGGAAACUGCGAGAAGGUUGGACAGACCCCCCGUGUUAGAAAAUGAUGAGAAUGGCCUUCUCCAGGUCCCGGGUUGUGAGUGGGCGGUGUUCCGACUGGCACAUCCUGGAGUCAUCACCCAAAUUGAAAUCGAUACGAAGUACUUUAAAGGCAAUUCUCCCGACAGCUGCAAAGUGGAUGGGUGCAUCCUGACCACGCAGGAAGAGGAAGACAUGAUCAGGCAAAAGUGGGAUCUUCCUGCCCAUAAGUGGAAGCCACUGCUUCCGGUCACCAAGCUAUCUCCCAAUCAAAAUCACCUGUUGGACAGCCUGACACUGGAGCUCCAGGAUGUCAUUACGCAUGCCAGGAUUACCAUCACCCCAGAUGGAGGCAUAAGCCGCCUUCGGCUCAAGGGCUACCCCAGCUCCAUCUGUUUGCUGAGGCCCCUCCGGGAGAAGCCCAUGCUGAGGUUCUCUCUGGGCUUCAGGGCAAAUCUUUAA